AUGUGCUUCAAUAAAGCAGAGACGAUGGUUAAUUACUCCUUUGGAACAUGUCAACAGAGGAAGCUCUUUCCUCACUUCCACCCCCCAAACUUGUUGGGGAACAAGUUUCUCCCUCUUAGGAGAGUGCCCCACAGAUGUUACAUAGCAGAAGAUAUGUAUGGCCUGGCAUACAACCUCUCUAAGAUCCCGACCAGUAUAAAAGGAUAUGCUUUUGGAGCCAGAACAGCUGUAAGGUUUAAGCCAAUCAGCAAGGAUAUGACACCUUACCCAGGCAUGUACCAAACAGUCGGUCCUCAGGAGCAAACACACAAACAAAAUUUUGCUCCAUUUAAUGCCUUGUUGCCUCGAUUUAGGACAUACUCUAAGGACACUUGUUAUCCUGGCGCUGGCACAUAUAACCCAGAUAUAAAGCCACCCCAAAAAAUCACCUGGCCAAUGAAAUUUGGAUCUCCAGACUGGGCCCAGGUUCCAAGUCUACAGAAAAGAACCCUGAAAGCUGAGCUGCCCACAGACAAGGAGUUUAGAAAGCAUCUGAACCGUGUGGCCUACCUAAGCCUGUAUUACAACUGA
Kogia breviceps (pygmy sperm whale) is the source of this 570-nucleotide messenger RNA. It is a transcript of the gene CIMAP3, whose product is annotated as ciliary microtubule associated protein 3. Gene Ontology annotation, molecular function: cytoskeletal protein binding. Lineage: Eukaryota; Metazoa; Chordata; Mammalia; Artiodactyla; Physeteridae. The record is from RefSeq and is a predicted model, not a curated record. Gene Ontology annotation, biological process: regulation of cell projection organization. The transcript has 6 exons. The coding region runs from base 1 to 570 and encodes 189 amino acids.